This is a messenger RNA of Myxocyprinus asiaticus (Chinese sucker), 2757 nucleotides long. RefSeq names its product cold-inducible RNA-binding protein B-like. Gene Ontology annotation, cellular component: spliceosomal complex. Gene Ontology annotation, molecular function: RNA binding. Gene Ontology annotation, biological process: positive regulation of mRNA splicing, via spliceosome. The record is from RefSeq and is a predicted model, not a curated record. NCBI's taxonomy places the organism in Eukaryota, Metazoa, Chordata, Actinopteri, Cypriniformes, Catostomidae. The transcript is spliced from 8 exons. Bases 85 to 606 code for a protein of 173 amino acids.
AAGCUCGCUCUCAUUCUGCCGCAGUCUGCGUUGCGCUCAGUAGCCGUCCUGUGUACCUAAGAAAAAUCAUCGAGUUGAAUCAACAUGUCUGACGAGGGAAAGCUUUUCAUUGGUGGUCUGAGUUAUGAUACCAACGAGCAAUCCUUGGAGGAGGCGUUUUCCAAAUAUGGAACCAUUGCUAAAGUUGAUGUCAUCAGGGAUCGUGAGACCGACCGGUCCAGAGGAUUUGGCUUCGUUACAUUUGAAAAUCCAGAGGAUGCCAAGGAUGCCAUGGCUGCAAUGAAUGGGAAGUCCGUCGACGGCCGCAUGAUUCGUGUUGAUGAAGCCGGCAAAUCCGGAGGAAGGUCUGGUGGCUUCAGAGGAGGUUCUGGAGGUGGCAGAGGGUUCUUCAGAGGUGGUAGAGGUAGAGGUGGGGGAGGAUACGGUGGAGACAGAAGCUAUGGUAGUGACCGUAGUUAUAGCGGAGGUGAUAGGAGCUACAGUGGUGGCGAAAGGAGCUAUGGUGGAGGUGACCGAUCUUACGGCGGUGGUGGAUACUCCAACAGGAGUGGAGGAUACUCCGGUGGUGGCGGCGGUGGUGGAUACAGAGACAACAGUUUGUCCUAAAUUUUAGGAGCACGGGAGGCUAUGACCGUUCCGGUGGCUCCUACAGAGACAGUUAUGACAGUUACGCUUCACACGAGUAAAAAAAUUCCUGAUUGCAAGAUCAUCCCUUCGCUGGCUGUAUUUAAAAAGAUGCGAUCUUCGAAGACCUUUUUUUAUUUUUGCUUUCUUUGUUUUGUGUUCUGGUUCAAGUGUUCUAAAAGUACAGACUCCCUUUUUUUUUCUUUAACCGUGUUGAAAGUAUCCACAGGAUGUUCCUCAUUGGGGCACUACCUAAAAUCUUUGAGCAUUCAGUACUGUAAGAAUUCAAGCCGUUUGAGGCUUCCUGUACAUACCAUUUUUACCUUGUGAUGUGUUGAUGCUCACAGGGGUUUGAAAUUGUCCUUUUGUUUUUCUUUUUAGUAUGUGUUUAAGAAACUGUCUCUAAACCAUGCGUGAAAUUGACCGGUCCAGCACAGCCUGAUAGCUUCUAAGACCAAUUUCUAAACCAAUUCUUAAUUGCGGCUCACUGGAAGUGCUCGCGGGCAUUUGCAUUUAAACUGAAUUUUAAAGCGGCAGACCUGCCAACUGAAAGUGUAUUCUAAUCAGAUCCUCAAUAGAAGCUUGAUAAGCUGUGAUGUGCUCUCUAUGGCUCCUUGCCACCUCCAUUUUGUGAUGCAUUCCUUUAGUGAAGCAAGGCAGGCAUGUUGCAUUGGAGUUGUCUCCAGCAAACCUCCUUGAAGUAGCUAAAGAUUUGUAAAUAUUCCUUAUGCAAAGAGUAAACUAUUUGUAUGGGUUAAGCCUCAUUUGCAGCAUUCUCUUGGUGACCCAAGAUACUUUACUCUUUGCACCGCCUAAAAUUUAUUUUUAAAAGUAUGCUCUCUACUGUGGACUUCACUUAUCCUCUUAAAUGUGUCAAGGUUUUGUUCCUUCUGGAAAAGAAAUGUGCUCUGUUCUGUAUAUCAACGGCUUUUUUUUUUUUUUUUUUUUUUCCUUUUUGUAUUAAAUCUGGCUUCAUGAAGCCCAUUAAAAAUGGAUGGAAAAUGCUCUGACUUAUUUAUGCCUCCGAUAUCAAGUUUAAUAUAAGCCAGAAAAGUGUUUUGGAAUUGACUCUUAUAGGCUAGUUUGGGUAUUUAGUGAAGAUUCAACCUGUGGGUCUUAAAUUGACUAGGUAAAAGGGAAUUCAGCAAAAUAAAGGUGGAAACCUUGCUGUUAAAUGUGCUAUAGAUAGCAAUGGCUCUGUGUAAUGCUUCAUUGGAUCCAAGCGUUCUCUGCUAGCAAUUUUGGAAGUCCACAAUGUCCUUGGAGAAUGAAGUGUUGUGCCUUCCGACUCAAGAAUCCUGAGAUGAAAGCAGCUCUCUUGGCUAGGUCAAUUGUGGAAAUAGGCCUGUAAUGUGAGGUAAAACCUUUUGCUCUCCUGUACGCAUCCUACAACAGUUCUCAUUGUCCAUGUUUCCUUCGACUAGUGCCUCAAGUGAUUAUCACAUCUCCAGACUUUGUUCGACUCAGUUACACAAACCAAAAAUCUGCAUGACUUUACUUUUGGUAGCUCACUUUUGUGGUGGUAAAUAUGGCUCAUGCAGCCCUUGAAAAUAGAGGAUUCGAGAGUAUCCUUGUGCUGAGUUUUUUAUUUUUUGCCGGCUCAAUGUCAGCUUUGAUCACUUAAUCACUCAAGUAAACUUGAAAUGUGAAGAAAUUGCAAAAGUGACAAGUCCUUGCGCCACCUACCUCACUGUCCUGAUCAAGUCCCAUAAAAAUGCCUUUCCCUCAGCCCUAUCUUGACAAUUAAGUUUGCUCGUUAGUUUAAUUGUAUUGUCAAAUAUAAUAUUUGGGAACUUUAUUUUUUUUCCCUGUCUUUUCAAUUCAAUAAAAUACCCCUUUUAUUUUUCAGGUUGAUAUACCAGACAUGGUGGUAAACUAGAAGAUCAGACUAAUCUUGAUGAAGUCAUUUUCAUGGCAAAGAUGUGGGAGAACUUUCAUGGAAAUGAAGUGCCUACUGUGCAGAUGAACCUAUCUCUCCCAAUAACUGUAAUGGAAUCAUAAGAACGCUUCACUAAAGGCGAUCACCCUGACCUCUGGAUUGAAGUUGUGGUGUUGCUGAAAGUGUUCUAGUACCUUUUCAAAGGCUUGUUGUAAAUGGUAUAAUUAAGGCAAUUUAAUAAAGUUUUAUACUGA